Molecule: messenger RNA, 726 nt
Organism: Hipposideros armiger (great roundleaf bat)
Lineage: Eukaryota; Metazoa; Chordata; Mammalia; Chiroptera; Hipposideridae
Product: glutathione S-transferase theta-4
Exons: 5
Coding region: 1-726 (241 amino acids)
Biological process (GO): glutathione metabolic process
Cellular component (GO): cytoplasm
Molecular function (GO): glutathione transferase activity
Source: RefSeq, a predicted model, not a curated record
AUGGGCCUGGAGCUCUACCUGGACCUGCUGUCAGCAUCCUGCCGUGCCGUCUACAUUUUUGCCAAGAAGAACAGCAUCCCCUUCGACUUCCAGUUUGUGGAUCUGCUGAAAGGUCACCACCACAGCAAGGAAUAUGUCAACAUCAACCCCCUGAGGAAGCUGCCCAGCCUCAAAGAUGGAAAUUUUAUCUUAUCUGAAAGCGUGGCCAUCCUCUUGUACUUGUGCCGCAAGUACAGUGCACCCUCACACUGGUACCCACCAGACCUGCAUACGCGUGCCCGUGUGGAUGAAUUCAUGGCUUGGCAGCACACAGCCAUUCAGCUGCCCAUGAGCAAGAUACUCUGGAUCAAGCUGCUGAUCCCAAUGAUCACAGGUAAGGAGGUUCCAGCUGAGAAGACAGAGGAGAUUUUGGACGAGGUGAAUAAAAACGUGCAGCUCUUUGAGGAGAAGUUUCUGCAGGACAAGAUGUUCAUCACCGGGGAUAAAAUCUCACUGGCCGACGUGGUGGCCCUGAUGGAGAUGAUGCAGCCCAUGGCGGGCAACCACAACAUCUUCCUCAACAGCUCCAAGCUGGCUGAGUGGCGCAUGAGGGUGGAGCUGACCAUUGGCUCUGGCCUCUUCUUGGAGGCUCAUGACCGGCUGUCAAAGUUGGCAGAGUGGGACUGUUCAACAUUGGAUCCAACAGUCAAGGAGAAGAUCUGUGAAUUACUGCAGAAGUUCAAGUAG